AUGGCGAUCUGUACUUAUAACACACGUACGCUUGCAUCGGAAGCGGCCAUCGAAGAUCUGAUGAUGCAAGCCAAGAAGAUCAAGUACGACGUCAUCGGACCGACCGAGACGAGACCACGUCACCCUCUCAACGCCGUAUAUGAAACUGGAGAAGAACUGUUCUUAGGAACAUGCGACAGCAGAGGUGUUGGCGGAGUUGGCGUCCCCAUCCAUAAUUUUGUUGAUUCCUGUGAUCUCAGUUUUCAUACCAAAAGAGCAUGGAUCUUGAAGAAAGAGCUAAAUGAACUACCUACGCUCAUCUACUGCAUAAUUGGAAAAAGCAGGAGAAUCGAAGAAUCCCUCCGCUUGAAAGUUGCGGAAUUGGCAAUACCCAAUUUUCUACCAUCAGUGCUCUCUAUCUACCUUCAUAAAACCUCCUCUUGA
Messenger RNA from Necator americanus (New World hookworm), 423 nucleotides. RefSeq lists its product as uncharacterized. Lineage: Eukaryota; Metazoa; Nematoda; Chromadorea; Rhabditida; Ancylostomatidae. The record is from RefSeq and is a predicted model, not a curated record. Bases 1 to 423 code for a protein of 140 amino acids. The transcript has 3 exons.